Panicum virgatum (switchgrass) is the source of this 826-nucleotide messenger RNA. RefSeq names its product basic blue protein-like. The transcript is spliced from 2 exons. The record is from RefSeq and is a predicted model, not a curated record. Gene Ontology annotation, cellular component: plasma membrane. Lineage: Eukaryota; Viridiplantae; Streptophyta; Magnoliopsida; Poales; Poaceae. Gene Ontology annotation, molecular function: electron transfer activity. The coding region runs from base 130 to 522 and encodes 130 amino acids.
GCACUACAGAGCUCAACUCACACUCACCACUCGCCUUCGAGCGAGCUAGCACCUCCCCGCCCUGAGCCUUUUGCUAAUAGCGAGCGAGGUGUCGUGUUGGGUUAGGGCCGGGAGAGACAAAGCGGGAACAUGGCGGCUCAGGGAAGGGGCAGUGCUGCUCGUGGCAGCGGCGCCGCCGUGGUGGCGCUGGUCCUCCUCUGCGUGCUCCUCCACGGCGAGGUCGCCGAGUCGGCGGUGUACACCGUCGGCGACCGCGGCGGCUGGGGCUUCAACUCCGCCAGCUGGCCCAGGGGCAAGCGCUUCCGCGCCGGCGACGUGCUGGUGUUCAGGUACAGCCCGAAGGCGCACAACGUGGUGCCGGUGAGCGCGGCCGGGUACAAUUCGUGCGCCGCGCCCAGGGGCGUCCGGGCGCUCACCUCCGGCAACGACCGCGUCACGCUGAAGCGCGGCGUCAACUACUUCAUCUGCAGCUUCCCGGGCCACUGCCAGGCCGGCAUGAAGGUCGCCGUCACCGCCGCCUGAGUCCGCCAGGCCGGCCGGCCGCCGCCACCGCCGCCGGGGCUCGACGACCGCUCUCGCUUGAUUUCUCAUCCUGCCCAAACUUAAGUGCUGCAACUAAUUAUUAGACGGUUUCCUGUUGUUGUUCAAUAAUAAAUACCGUGCCCGUCGCGUACGGCGUGCGUGCGUGUUAGCUGUUAGGUGUUGACAGAUUGGCUGGCGUCUGUAGAGGAGGAGCAAUGUACGUAGUACGUACUGAUGUGUGCGCGCGCUCAUGUGAUGAGGAGGAGCAAUAAAAGCAUAUGUAUACGGCUGCGUUUGUUUAAUU